UUAGCUCAUACGACGGAACGUACGUCGUCUGUUUAAGGACAAGGUUAUGAAACGAAGGGCACACGAGAGCAACACGCUGACGCACGGAAGCAGAGCCAAAGCAAGACAACCAAAGCUUGAAAAUGUCGACCAUGGCCGCGGCUAGCUGCGAGACAGCUCCUGCAGUGGAAGGAACGGAAGAAAAGAAACCUCUGAAGCCGUGCUGUGCGUGUCCUGAGACCAAGAAGGCCAGAGAUGCUUGCAUCAUCGAGAAGGGGGAAGAAAACUGCACACAUCUCAUCGAGGCACACAAAGACUGUAUGAGGGCGCUUGGGUUUAAGAUCUGAUCACGGUGAAUUAUGAUACUGGAGUGUGUGUGUGUCAUGGCUGGCUGAUGUCUCAAGGGAGCCUGGGACAUUCCUCAGUUUUAUUUAAACCAGAGUCUCAAGGGAAUGGAUGUUACUUAAAUAUUAUGGCAGUUAUUGUGUUGUUUUGGUUUUUUUUUUUUUUUUAAAUCAAAGUGUAUUUCUGAAUUCUUGUUUUCUCACAAUUCCUGGGAAAUUUUCUCAACAAAACCAUCAUGUUCCACUGAUUGGAAUGAAAUAAAAAUCCUAUGCAAUGUG
Molecule: messenger RNA, 602 nt
Organism: Megalops cyprinoides (Indo-Pacific tarpon)
Lineage: Eukaryota; Metazoa; Chordata; Actinopteri; Elopiformes; Megalopidae
Product: cytochrome c oxidase copper chaperone
Exons: 4
Coding region: 123-326 (67 amino acids)
Biological process (GO): mitochondrial respiratory chain complex IV assembly
Cellular component (GO): mitochondrial intermembrane space
Molecular function (GO): copper chaperone activity; copper ion binding
Source: RefSeq, a predicted model, not a curated record